CUCGCUCAUUCGUUAUAUUCAUUCAGUCGUACUUGACGCUUGUUUUCGAGCGAACAAACGAUAAUAAUGAGCAAAGUAUCAUUCAAUCUUUGUACGUUGGCGUCGUCGAUUGUUGUGUUGUUUUAUUCAUUCGUGUUUAAAAUCGGUGCUUCAUCACCUCUGGCCGUUCGAACUGAUUGCUCCAGAAACAGUCCGAACAUCAUAAGCCGAGCAGAAUGGGGAGCUCGUCAGCCCAAAUUGCCCUACGAAACGCUCCGAUAUAUUCCUGCCCCUUACGUCGUUAUCCACCACGGUGGUAUUCACCAUUUCUGCUACGAGUUAGCUGACUGUGCCGAAGUCGUUCGUUCCUAUCAAAAUUUACACAUGGACGAUCGAGGCUGGAUCGAUAUCGGUUACAAUUUCGUCAUUGGCGAAGACGGCAACGUUUACGAAGGUCGUUCUUGGGACCACGUGGGUGCUCAUGCUCCCGGAUACAAUUUCCACAGCAUCGGUAUUUCCGUUAUCGGUGACUUCACUCAUUUCAUACCGAACACGCCAGCUCUCGAGGCCCUCGAUUCGCUAAUCUCGUACGGUGUAAAGCUGGGAAAAAUAAGUAAAUAUUACAAAAUAAUUGGUCACAAGCAAGCACGUGAGACGAUGUGUCCUGGCGAAAAGUUUUACGAUUGGGUUAAGGGCAUGCCCGGCUGGACCGAUCACCCGAUACCGCUUUAUCAGAAUUCCACACUUCCGAAAUGCUCCGACAGCGAUUCGAGGCGUCUAACGGACGAUUAAAAUCGAUAGAAUCAUUCUUCUAAUUAGACAAAUUUGUAAAGCCUGUGUGUAUCCUCUUCGAGGAAAAAUAUCAAUUAUCUUGAUUGUCGUCGUUCAAAUAAAUUAUACGAACCGUC
Venturia canescens is the source of this 887-nucleotide messenger RNA. Its product is annotated as peptidoglycan-recognition protein SC1a-like. Gene Ontology annotation, biological process: peptidoglycan catabolic process. Bases 67 to 771 code for a protein of 234 amino acids. The record is from RefSeq and is a predicted model, not a curated record. The transcript has 3 exons. Gene Ontology annotation, molecular function: zinc ion binding; N-acetylmuramoyl-L-alanine amidase activity. NCBI's taxonomy places the organism in Eukaryota, Metazoa, Arthropoda, Insecta, Hymenoptera, Ichneumonidae.